This is a messenger RNA of Phacochoerus africanus (Common warthog), 2826 nucleotides long. It is a transcript of the gene RNF26, whose product is annotated as ring finger protein 26. NCBI's taxonomy places the organism in Eukaryota, Metazoa, Chordata, Mammalia, Artiodactyla, Suidae. Gene Ontology annotation, biological process: protein ubiquitination; ubiquitin-dependent protein catabolic process. The record is from RefSeq and is a predicted model, not a curated record. Gene Ontology annotation, molecular function: ubiquitin protein ligase activity. The transcript has a single exon. Bases 584 to 1885 code for a protein of 433 amino acids.
CCUUUCGCACACAAGAUGGCGGCACCCAGAGGAGUAGAGGCCGCGCCUAGGGUUUGCUGAGGCUCCCUUCCCCACUGCCCUUUCGAGCGCAAAGCGCCGCGAGCCCAGAGGACGGGGGCCGGGCGGGGACAGGGGCACCUGCGUAGCUGGACCGCGAGUCCGCGCCCAGCCUGCGCCGCCCCCACCCGGCCCCGGCCUGACCCCAUCCCUUCGGUUCCCGAUCUCCUCUCGGUCUGACCCAUUGCCCGGCCGUGGUACGCCACCACCAGGCCUCCAAAGCUGAGGUUUCUCCUCCAGCCCGGGAUCACCUUCACUUUAGAGAUGUUUGGCCUCUUCCCUCCCAAACAGCCUUCCUUCAAAACCGGGACUCCUGGACCGGUACCUGGCCCCCUUUCCCUCCCCUGAGACUCCACUUCCUUCUAACUGGCUUCUUCCUCAGAUUCUCCCUGGAUUGGAGACUUCUCACCUCCCUUACAAAUUAAUCCCUGACCCCCUUUCCCCCGCCCCUUAAACAUUGACCACCGUGACACCCUUCUAACCGGGAGCCAGAUUUCAUUUUGUACUAAUCCCCAUAGCCCCUAUCAUGGAGGCUGUGUAUCUAGUAGUGAAUGGGGUGGGCCUGUUGCUGGAUGUGCUGACCUUGGUGUUGGACCUCAACUUCCUGCUGGUGUCCUCCCUCCUGGCUUCCCUGGCCUGGCUCCUGGCCUUCAUCUACAACCUGCCACACACGGUACUGACUAGUCUUCUACACUUGGGCCGCGGAGUCUUGCUUUCACUGCUGGCCUUGAUCGAAACCGUGGUCCGCUUCACCUUUGGGGGCUUGCAGGCCUUGUGUACAGUACUCUACAGUUGCUAUUCUGGCCUGGAGAGCUUAAAGCUCCUGGGGCAUCUGGCCUCUCAUGGGGCACUUAGGAGCCGCGAGAUCCUGCACCGGGGCGUCCUCAAUAUGGUCUCCAGUGGCCAUGCUUUGCUGCGCCAGGCCUGUGACAUAUGUGCCAUUACCAUGAGCCUGGUGGCCUACGUGAUCAACAGCCUGGUCAACAUCUGCCUGAUUGGCACUCAGAACCUCUUCUCCCUGGUGCUGGCCCUGUGGGAUGCAGUGAUGGGGCCUCUGUGGAGGAUGACAGAUGUGGUGGCUGCCUUCCUAGCCCACAUUUCCAGCAGUGCUGUGGCCAUGUCCAUCCUCCUCUGGACCCCCUGCCAACUAGUACUGGAGCUCCUGGCCUCAGCUGCCCGCUUCCUGGCCAGCUUUGUGCUUGUCAAUCUCACCGGCCUGGCACUGCUGGCUUGUGUGCUGGCAGUGACGGUGACUGUGUUGCACCCGGACCUCACCUUGAGGCUGGCCAGUCGGGCCUUCAGCCAGCUUCAUGCCCGGCCAUCCUACCACCGGCUCAGAGAGGAUGUUGUGCGGCUUUCUCGUCUAGCAUUGGGCUUGGAGGCGUGGCGCCGAGUCUGGAGCCGUAGCUUGCAGCUGGCCAGCUGGCCAAACCGAGGAGGGGCACCUGGGGCCCCCCAGGGUGGCCCUAGGAGGGUGCCCUCAGACAGGACCUGGCGACAGGACACUCUCCCUGAAGCAGGGCCCAGAACAGAGGCGGAAGGGGAGGAAGUCAGGAUGGCCAGAAUGACAGCUGCCCGGGGCCGGGAGAGGCUCAAUGUGGAGGAGCCUAUAGCUGGGCAAGACCCAUGGAAGUUGCUGAAGGAGCAAGAGGAGCGGAAGAAGUGUGUUAUCUGCCAGGAUCAGAGCAAGACAGUGCUGCUUCUGCCGUGUCGGCACCUGUGCCUCUGCCAGGCCUGCACUGAGAUCCUGAUGCGCCACCCCGUCUACCACCGCAACUGCCCUCUGUGCCGCCGGGGCAUCCUGCAGACCCUCAAUGUCUACCUCUGAAGACUCUCCCUCCCUGCCCACCCUCCACGCUCCACGUGGCCACCUGCUCUAGGACAGCAUUAACACCUGAACUCUGGGGCCUGGCUUGAAUCCCCUCCUGCCCUCACGGCCAUCAUGCCAGAACCUCUAAGCCAUGGGUCCAGGAUACUGAGAUGGGAGACUCUGGAAGACUCUGGCUUGGGUGGGGGCAGGGGAACCACUUUUCCCCACAGGGUCCCUGUGACACGGAGGGUGUUGAGUGUGUCGCUCUGCAAGACCCUGAGACUCUUCGCCAUGGACUGUCCUCUGGCUUGCCAGGGCCCACCCAGAUGCCAGUGUCUGGGGCUCCCCUGCGCUUCUGGUUUUUCUGUUGGGGAUUUGUAGGUUCUCUCCCUGCUCCCUCUCUCCUUCCUCCCCAGCUUCUGCAGCCACGCACAUCAGUGUCAUUUGGAUGUUUUGGCAACUCAAGGGCCUUGGGAUGAUCUUGAACUUUGCUUUCAGCUGGGGUUCUGAGUCCCUGCAGGCUUUGAGGGUUGUAUCUCUCCGGUGCCCUUACAGCUGCCACUUCUACCUGGCAUGCUCUUCUGAGGCCCCCUCCCAGUCUGACCCAAGAGCUGGGAUCAGGAGCUAAGCCCCAAGGGUGUGUGUGUGUGUGUGCGGGGGUGUGUGCGUGCGCGUGCGCUUUUGCACUUGGCCUUGGGACCAUGUACCCUCUGGCGCCCCAGCACUACUGGGAGCCUCAGGAGGGACUGCCGGAUUUCUACUCUUAUCCCUUUCACUCCCCACAUCACAGAGAAAAACGCAUUCCCCUUCCGUUUGUCUCUCCUGGCCCUGCAGAGGGCAGACUGUGCUCAUGUCACUAGGGUCCAAAUAUAGAGGGUGCCGGGGCAGAGGGGCACACAGCUCCCUGAGGGGUCUGCCUGGCCCAGGUUCCAGUGAAUAAAGUUCUGUUACAGCUCCAA